Fonsecaea multimorphosa CBS 102226 is the source of this 855-nucleotide messenger RNA. RefSeq lists its product as uncharacterized. The transcript is spliced from 3 exons. The record is from RefSeq and is a predicted model, not a curated record. NCBI's taxonomy places the organism in Eukaryota, Fungi, Ascomycota, Eurotiomycetes, Chaetothyriales, Herpotrichiellaceae. Bases 1 to 855 code for a protein of 284 amino acids.
AUGGAGGGCGAACUCGCCGAGCUCAAGGCCGAAGUCAAGAGACUUCAUGCCAAACUGCAGAAAGUCGAGGAUGAGGCGGAGAUCCGAAAGGUUCAUUUCAAAUACGGCUAUUACAUUGACAAGUGUCUGUACAACGAGGUAGUCGACAUGUUCUCCAACCACCCUGACGCAUACGUCGAGUUCCUCGGCUCCCGCUACCGACGCAAGGAGGGCAUCCGCCGGCUCUACAUCGGACGAUUCCAGACACACUUUGUCAAAGGCCGCAACGGGCCCGUGUACGGCUUCCUGCUCGACCACCCGAUGAUGCAGGACAUAGUGGACGUGGACCCCUCGGGAACACGGGCGUGGGCGCGCAUCCGCGCCCUCAUGUCGGCGGGCACGCACCAGUCGAUCCAAGAAGAACACCCGCGCGGUCACGCGCAGUGGUGGGAAGGCGGGCUGUACGAGAACGAGUACAUCAAGGAGGACGGGGUGUGGAAGCCGUUCCGCUACAGGUAUUUCCCAUUCUGGCACGCGGAUUUCGAGCGCGGCUGGAGCCACACGAAGAAAAAUUACAUUCCCUGGCCGACCAAGACGUAUCCGGAGGAUCCCUUGGGGCCGGACGAGUUGCUGGAGCAGAAGAUGUUGUGGCCGGAUACUCGCGUCGUGCCGUUCCACUAUCCACAUCCGGUGACGGGGGAGAUGGUCAAGGAGGAUGAUCUGCGCGCGCCCAAGUACGGACAGGACGUGGGCGAGAGCUUGCCGCCCUUGAGCAUCGCUUUGCCUAAGGAUCAGUUGGAGAAAGAGACCGGGGGCGAGGGUGUGAAGGAGGCCGUGGUCGAGAACGGCGAGAUUGCAGAUAGCACGCCCGCUUGA